AUGUCUGGUCAGUAUGUCUUUUGUGCUGACCCUUUGUGGGUAAGUUGGUCAAAAAACUUUUUAGUAAUUGCGAUAAACGUCAAAAGAAAUGGCUGAUUCGCACAGUGCAUCUAAUAAUAUUCUAAUGAUUGCACCGUGCAGGGUUUUUUAAAGAUGUUUUGUGUUGUUAAAAUUAAUUGUAAAGAAACAUAAACUUACGUUUAGCUUUGUAGUGGAAAAAUAACCGAAAUACCUAUUUUUUAAAGUUUUUGAACGAAUCUGCACGGUGCAACAAAAACGUUUUUGCUCAUUGCACCGUGCAGAUAUCCAAUCAGCCCUUUUACUUCAAAACGUUAAAGUUAAGCUUCUAAAACUACACUUUCAGAUAUCAAAUGAAGUAGCAGCAAACAAUACGUUGCCAGUGUUGACUUUUUGCUUUGAACAUGCCGUUCUCGCCAACGUUCCAGUGGUCUUCUUCUUUAUUAUGUGGCCAAUCUUGAUGUUUCAGCUGUAUCUCAGUGAAUAUCCGCCUCUUCCUGAUGAUUAUCUGUUUGAUAUGAAAGCUGUAAGGUAUUUUAGAUUACGUAUUGUUAUUUAGGUAUUAAAUACUGUGGCAUACGUUUGAUUUUUGGGCUUACAAGAGCUAAAGCAUUGAAAUAAUUGAAGUUUUUUUCGAAUUUAAAAAAGUUUUUAUAAAAAUAAUAUUGUUGUUGGCAGUUUAAGCUCCGAAUUCACAUUGUAACAUGCUAAUAUAAUAUUGUUCAAGACAGUAUUGUUUAUCACAUUUUCAGGGAGUUUCCUGCCUUCUUCUGGUCGAUAAAACCUUUCUAUUGGUACGAUCUCUAUGGGAAACGUACCUGAUUGGCGAUUCAGUACCGAUCGUUGAGUAUGUCUAUCCAGUACUUCAAAUAGCUACAAUAUUAGGUUUGAUACAUUCUAGUAAGAAGUGUUUGGACAAGGGAAUCGCGUCUUCUGGAAUCAUUUUUGUAACUUGGUUUCUGUUUUUGAUCUGUGGAUUACCAGAGUUUUACACUUGGAUAUCGCUUGGGACGAAUCCAAAGGUAAGGAAUAUUGUUGUAGAAAGAAUUUUUAGAAUCUGAGGCUAUUAUGUGCAUAAUUUUGAGGAAUUUCAGGUUUUUUAAGCUCAUUUUUUAUUUUUUUUCAAAUAUUUUUUUUGUAUUUUUUGUGAUUUUGGCUUCUUUUCCAGGCAAUUAGCCAUAAAACCUUGUGAAAUAUAUAAAUAAUUAAAACUUUUUGUCAUAAAUACUUGUAACUUUUUGUUUCAGACAUUAUCAGCCUUGAAUUCGUACAGAUAUAUCCCAUACCUGAUUUGGUAUCCUCUUGUUUUGAUUCAAGUUCUUUUACAUUGUUUUACAUUGCGACAUGAUUUUGGUAUUGGAGUAGGUUUAUAACUGUUUGUUUUUUUGAAAUUUUAGGAUAUAAACAGUACCUUUUUAAUUUUUAUAUGAUGUAAGCAGUAUUUUUUAAACAGUUUUCAAAUUUUAAAUUCAAAAAAAAUUCCCAUUAUUUAUUUUUGCAGCACGAAUCCCCAGAACGUCAAGCACCGUUCCUGUCGAAUCAAUUCUUUUGUUGGUUUAGUGAUAUUGUUAAAAUUGGAAAGAAAAGGCCAAUUGUCUACUCGGAUCUACAUGAACUUGACCCCAUAAUGCAAGGAAGUCGAUUGAAUCUCAAGUGGAACAAUCUGUGGACUAAAAGCUUUGGGGGUGCGGUUUUUACUAUGGUAUCUGUGGGUGGAAUUUAAUUUUUUUUGAAUUUUACGGGAUUUGAUGAAUAUGACAUUUAUAAAAAGGAUUAUCAGUAAUAAUAUUGGUAGAAUGAUCUUUACAUCAUGGGUAUAUAGCUUUUUUUGGGUCGACUUAUUAUAAUAUUUUUUGAUCUUUUAGGUAUUUUAAAAUUGUUUUUAGACUAUAAAAAGAAGCUAGAAGACUCGGUAGAAUACGAAGAAUACGAAUCUCUUCAUACUGUGGAUGUGAACGACAGAACACCUUUGGUCAACCAUAAACAUGGCGCUUUAUUGAGCUAUGGAUCACAUGGAGGUAAGGGUUUUGCUUUGACAAUAAAACAUGGUAAUUAAAAUAACAUAAUUGGUUAAUGUUGUAAAAUUAGAUGAAUUUUGCCGUAUUUUACAAAGUCUUUAAUUUCAGAAUGCCGAAUCCCCAAAAACAAGAAAAAACCACCCCCACCGUCAAUCCUAGCCAUAUUGUGGAAGUUCUUCAGACGGGAGUUCCUCGGAGCAUCAGUUUUAAAGUUUUUAACUGACUUACUACAAUUUGCCAAUCCACUUUUACUAGGCCAAAUGAUAACGUACACCGAGAACAAACAUGCCCCAGUAUGGCAGGGUGUUGGACUAGCCUUAUUGAUGUUUACCGCGGCCGAAACACGAUCUUUUUUGCUGAAUAACUACUUUACUACCAUGUUGAAGAUUGGCUGCAAGGUUCAGAGUGUUCUUACCGUAGCUGUUUAUAAUAAGGUAAGGCUUGGUAUGUUGUGGGAGAGGUUGUUUUUAGUGUGGGAGAGCAAGGUAUAAGCAGGGUAAAGUAUCAUAGGAAACGUAAGGGUAAAUUAGGUUAGAGUUGUAUAGGGGAUGAUAAGUCAGGGUUACAUACAUUACGAUAGGAUACUUUUUACCUUAACAUAGUGUUUUCUUUAACAUGAUGAUCCUACUUUCAUACUGCACUUUUCCAGGUCCUCCGUCUAUCAAACUCAGCACGACAAAAGCGAACAGCCGGAGAGAUUCAGAAUCUGAUGUCAAUUGAUGUGGAACGAUUCCAAACCAUCACUCCGAACCUUCAAGCUUAUUGGAGUAGUCCAUUGACUAUUGUCUUGGCUCUGACUAUUCUGUUCCAAACAGUCGGUGCUGCUGCGUUUGGAGGAGUUUUUAUCAUGUUAUUGAUCAUUCCUCUCAACUUGGCUAUCAUGAUGAAGACCAAAAAGUGGCAGGUAGGAAAAAAUAAAAUUUUUGUUAAUAAAUUGGUACUCUUUGUUUUUGGAAUAUAAAAGACGGACAUUUUAGGUAAUACUAAUAUAUAAUGUUAUAAUAAGUAGUGAAGCUAAUUAUAGAUAAUUCAAAUGAAAUUGAAAGACGAGAGAUUAAAGUUAACGAAUGAAGUACUGAAUGGAAUAAAGAUUGUCAAGUUGUAUGCGUGGGAGAAACCGAUGAUGGAUCAGAUUAAUGAGUUAAGGAAGGCUGAAGUCAACUUGAUUCGAAAAGCUUCUUUAACUCGAUCUAUUGGAGACGUACUCAAUGUGGCAUCACCUUUCUUAGUACGUAUCAUUUUUUACCCUUUUAGCUCAAAUUUUGAUCAUAGAUUUCUAAAAAAUAGUGUUACAGCUGUUCAUAGUUAAAUUACAGUACAACAAGAGUUUUUUAAAUUUUAUGUUACAGUAAUACUGAAAGGUUCAAUUGCAACGUUUUGAAAAGCAAAUACUACCUAAAAUAUCAGAAAACUCUUAGGUAGCCCUAGUAGCCUUCACCAUCUUCGUACUGUCUUCAGAAGACAAUGUUCUGACUGCUCAAGUCGCCUUCGUAUCUCUGACAGUAUUUGCUCAACUUCGAGUACCAUUGUUUAUCAUCGCUGAGCUAAUUGGAAGUACAGUACAGGUUGUAGUAUCUAACAAAAGAUUGAAGGACUUUUUGGCGGAGGAAGAAACUGAUGACACUACUAUUGAUAGGGAUUUUAGAAGCGAUUGUAAGGUUUUUACGGUUUAUUGUCAGCACCGUAGCUUUAACUACCUUGCCUUAUUCUAUCUUAUCUACUUUUUUACCUAUCUUUUUUACCUUAGCUACCUUUUUUUACUAUGCCAUCGCCAUAACCCUAUCUUACCCUAUUGUAUCCUAUAUUAACAAACCUUUUUAGACGAAAACUCAAUCGAAGUAAAGCUAGCCACAUUUACCUGGGACAAAUCGUCUCCUAAAACAUCGCUAAAAGAUAUUCAACUAGACAUUGGCCAAGGCGCUCUAGUGGCCGUAGUUGGCCAAGUUGGAUCAGGAAAGUCGAGUUUGUUAAGUGCUCUACUUGGAGAGAUGGACAAGAUUGGUGGAUUCGCUGGAGUCCGAGGAUCCAUUGCUUAUGCUCCACAACAAAGCUGGAUCCAGAAUCAGACAGUCAGGGAUAAUAUUAUUUUUGGCAAAGAGUGGGAUGAACAGUUAUACCACAAGGUUGUUGAUGUAAGUUAUAAGAGUUUAUGAAGGUAGAAAGGUAAAAUACGAUAUGUAGGGUCUAAACCGUUUUAGACUGCAUCCGAAAGAUUUCGUGAAACAAAAAAAGUAAAAAAUGUUGUUAUAGGCAUGUGAACUUCAACGAGAUUUCGAAUUUCUACCAUUUGGCGAUCAAACAGAAAUAGGAGAGAAAGGUGUAAACCUAAGUGGCGGCCAAAAAGCCAGAGUAUCAUUAGCACGAGCCCUGUAUCAACAAACCGACAUUCUCCUCAUGGACGAUCCCUUAUCAGCCGUGGAUGCGAUUGUAGGAGCAGCCAUCUUCGAAAAGGCUAUUGGACCAUCUUCAUUAUCCAAAGAUACUACACGAGUACUAGUGACCCACUCCUUGGCUUGUCUACCAGAAUGUGACUACAUCAUUGUGAUGAAGGAUGGCAUGAUCAUACGAGUUGAUGACUACGAGAGUCUACUGGCUGAUCCAGAAAUGUCAAAACUGAUAAAGCAGAUAGAGAAGGAGGAGGCCAAGGAAGCACAAGCGGAGACGCCAACCACAGGAGAAUCCGGGAAUCUGGAGGAGAGCGACACUGACUAUUCAUCGACCGAAAGUGAUAACAAGUCCAAGAACGAGAAGUCCAGGAUUGAUAGCAAGCUCCUGAGGAAGAGGUCACGAGCAUCGUCGAAACAGACCAAACAAGUGGUACCAUCCAAACUGGUCCAAGAGGAGUUUGUAGAGACUGGCAGAGUCAGCCCAUCCAUCUACAUGCACUACUUCAAGAGCAUGAACUUCGCUUUCUUUCUGUGUUUUGUGUUUGGCAUGGUGAUGAAUCAGGGCUUGUCGAUUCUGAGGAGUUUUUGGCUCUCUGACUGGUCGGAUAAUACUGAACAUGAUAGGUACACGUUGGGUACUAGAUUAACUGUUUUUGGAGCUUUUGGUCUACUGGAAGGUGGGUUUGUCAUAUAUUAGUUUGCUCAAAUAAUGAUGUGCUUCCUUACUCCGAAAAUUAGCUUUGAGAGGGGCACAGAAUUAAGUGAACAUCAUUUUUUGUUGUGAUACUAAAAUUUUCAUAUUUUAAUGAAUUUUAAAAUUUAAAACCGAUUCCGUAUUUUACAACUUUCAGUGGUCAGUCUCUACUUCGCCUCGAUCUUCCUCAUCCUAGGUGGAGUCAACUCCAGUAUCCGCCUUCAUGGUCCUCUAUUAUACCGGAUUCUCCGAGCACCGGUCGUUUUCUUCGAUGUCACGCCUCUAGGUCGUAUUUUGAAUCGUUUUGGUAAAGAGAUGGAAACGGUCGAUUUGAGAAUGCAAGGCAUCUUCAGAUUCCUGAUGGUCUGCAUUCUGAGUGUGGCAUCCACCAUCAUUGUCAUCUCAAUAUCGUCGCCUAUAUUCUUGUUGUUUAUGAUCCCAUUGUCAUUUGUUUAUGUGUUGAUUUUGGUAGGUUAUUGAAGGUUAUGGUGUAGUAGGUUUACUUUUGUGAUAUAGUAAGUUGAUGUGGUAGUAUGUUAUAUAUGUACUGUAAUAGAUAUUACAUAUGUGUUAGUAUGCAAACACGUAUAUACUGUACAAUAUCCUCCUUUGCCAGAAAUUUUUCAUUCCGACCAGUCGCCAGCUCCAAAGAUUAUCCUCAAUCAGUCGAUCUCCACUAUUCGCUGCCUUCGGCGAAACAAUUAUUGGCGUUACUUCGAUCCGUGCCUACGGUGUAGCUCGUCGAUUCUAUCAUCAGUUCAUUGAUGCUAUUGACCUCCAUGUUACAUGUAAAUACUCAGCUGGAAUAUCAGCAAGAUGGCUGGGUAUGAGGCUGGAAAUAAUGGGAAAUUCCAUCAUAUUGAUCACGGCGUUGUUGAGUGUUUGGUCGAAAGAAACUGGAUUUAUGAGCCCUGGAUCCAUUGGAAUGACAUUGUCUUAUGCACUGAAUGUAAGUGGGGUAUUCUGGCUCUAAUUUGAGUAGAUUAAAGUACGGUGUAGUAUAAUAUAGUACUGUGUUUCCGGGAGGGUAUCAUAAGUUAAAAUUUUACUAAUUCAUUUCCAGAUCACCAACAUGUUGUCCAUGUUGAUCCGCCAAAUUAGUGAAACCGAAUCAAACAUCGUGUCGGUCGAGAGAAUUAAGGAGUAUUCAGAAGUCGAAGAAGAAGCACCGUGGGAAAUGCCAGAAGCCUCCAAGAUUCAUUUACCUCGUGAUUGGCCAAUAGCCGGUGUUGUAUCCUUCAAAAACGUGUCCACAAGAUACCGCAAAGACCUGGAGCUAUCACUCAUGGACAUUGACGUAUCAUUUCGACCAGGCGAAAAGAUUGGUGUGGUUGGUCGAACUGGAGCCGGCAAGUCAUCCUUAAUAUUGACACUGUUCCGACUGAUCGAACCCACCAACGGUCGUAUUUUGGUGGAUGGAGUCAACUUAUCAAUGUUAGGUUUACAUGACAUUAGGUCAAGGUUCACAAUUAUACCUCAGGAGCCUACUUUGUUCUCAGGCACGUUGAGAAUGAAUCUGGAUCCUCUGAAGGCGUAUUCAGAUGUGGAGUUAUGGUUGGCGUUGGAAGAUGCCAACCUGAAAGACUUUGUACAGGGAUUAGACCGAAAGUUGGAGCACGACAUUGCCGAAGGAGGUAGUAAUAUCAGCGUUGGGCAACGCCAACUGAUCUGUCUCGCUCGCGCCAUUCUUCGCAAAAGCAAGGUUGUUGUUUUGGAUGAAGCUACAGCCUCGGUUGAUAUUCAAACUGACGAGAUUAUUCAACGUACGAUCCGGGAGAAGUUUGUCAAUUCUACUGUUAUCACUAUAGCUCACAGAAUACGUACUAUUCUGGAUUCUGACCGCAUUUUAGUGCUGAAGAAUGGUAGAGUGGUGGAGUUCGAUACUCCAGAGAAACUACUGGAGAACACGAAGAGUUUGUUCUAUUCUUUGGCCAAUUCGCACAAAAAUUGA
This is a messenger RNA of Bursaphelenchus okinawaensis, 7068 nucleotides long. The record is from the annotation of a GenBank genome assembly. Lineage: Eukaryota; Metazoa; Nematoda; Chromadorea; Rhabditida; Aphelenchoididae.